Brachypodium distachyon (stiff brome) is the source of this 1394-nucleotide messenger RNA. RefSeq names its product beta-carotene isomerase D27, chloroplastic. The transcript is spliced from 7 exons. Gene Ontology annotation, molecular function: iron ion binding. Lineage: Eukaryota; Viridiplantae; Streptophyta; Magnoliopsida; Poales; Poaceae. The coding region runs from base 386 to 1219 and encodes 277 amino acids. The record is from RefSeq and is a predicted model, not a curated record.
CGAACUGUCAUUUGUGUGGAUCGUUUCGCCUGGUCCAAUUAAAGAAGGAAACAUCUACCCAUCAUCAAAGCCCAUUAAAAAUACGACACAGCUCGGUUGCCCAUUCCCAGGUGAGAACCCUGGUGUUAGCCACCCGUGCAUGAUUCCUUGCUCCAACCACACCAAGAUGCCCCGCCCUUUCCAUUUGGGCUCUUCCUCCUCCUCUUUCCACCUUCCACAUAUCAAUCCCCUCCCAAGAACCAACUCUCUUUCUCUCUCUCUCCGUACAAGUCAAAUCACGACACUUGGUAAUUUACAUCCUACAAAGACACCUUCAUCUCUCUCUACAAAUACACCCCCUCCGUCCCUCUCGCACACACUUAACACUCCCUAGACAGACAGAAACAUGGAGACCACCGCUCUCGUGCUCCUCCCUCAUGGCAGCCUGACGGCCGGAGCACCUCGUGUGCUUACAGGGAAAGGCGUCUCCUGCGUGAUGAAGCAGAGCCACCCGAGGAGGCAACGCCGUUCCACGGUGCGCGCCGUCAUGGCGAGGCCACAAGAGGCGACGCUGGCACCGGCGCCACCGUUGCCUGUGUUGCCGGUGAGAGAGACGGUGGCAGGGGCGACUACGACGACGACGGUGUACCACGACAGCUGGUUCGACAACCUCGCCAUUGGGUACCUGUCCAGGGCACUUCAAAACGCUUCUGGGAUAAGGAACAGAAAGCCUGGCUACGAGGGCUUGAUAGAGGCCGCUGUGGCCAUCUCCAGAAUCUUCAGACUUGACACACAAUGCGAGAUUGUGGCCAGCGCUCUCGAACAAGCAAUGCCGAGUUACAUCAUCACAAUGAUAAAGGUGAUGAUGCCGCCUUCAAGAUUUUCCAGGGAGUACUUUGCUGCCUUCACCACGAUAUUCUUUCCUUGGCUGGUUGGACCAUGUGAGGUCAGGGAAUCUGAAGUCGAUGGAACAAGAGAGAAAAAUGUGGUGUACAUCCCCAAAUGCAGAUUUCUGGAAAGCACCAACUGUGUCGGUAUGUGCACGAAUCUUUGCAAGAUUCCAUCCCAGAAGUUCAUGCAAGAUUCGCUUGGCGUUUCUGUCUACAUGUCACCCAAUUUUGACGACAUGAGCUGUGAGAUGAUAUUUGGACAGCAACCCCCUGAAGAUGAUCCAGCACUGAAGCAGCCUUGCUUCCGCACAAAAUGUAUUGCGAAGCAGAAUUAUGGUGUAAAUUGCUAGCACAUAUGAACAGAGAUACAUUAUUAAUGAUUAAACACCCCCUAAGUAUCAGAAAAAUGCCUACAGCUACAAGUAUUCCAUUUUAUUCCUUUGGGAAGCAGCACUAGCUCCAUAGUUGUAUUUAUCUUGAGAAUCUUGCACGAGGCCUUUUUAAUACAUUCACCUAUUAUGUCAA